Hemiscyllium ocellatum (epaulette shark) is the source of this 2356-nucleotide messenger RNA. RefSeq names its product aquaporin-9-like. Gene Ontology annotation, cellular component: basolateral plasma membrane; plasma membrane. Gene Ontology annotation, biological process: glycerol transmembrane transport; water transport. NCBI's taxonomy places the organism in Eukaryota, Metazoa, Chordata, Chondrichthyes, Orectolobiformes, Hemiscylliidae. The record is from RefSeq and is a predicted model, not a curated record. Gene Ontology annotation, molecular function: glycerol channel activity; urea transmembrane transporter activity; water channel activity. Bases 200 to 1141 code for a protein of 313 amino acids. The transcript has 7 exons.
GGGAUGGAGGGGGGUGGGGGAGAGGCAGGAGGAGAGGACAGAUUGUCACGGAGUCUGAACAAGCGAGGAACCAAGGAGCCACAAACAUUCCCAACGGGAGAUCGGGUGCAUUUGAAAUCCAGCCUCCACUCUGGGACAUCACUGAGCGCAGUAUAAAUCUGUAUCACACGGGAGAGGGAAAUAUCCCGGAGACCCGGACAUGGGAAGAGCAGCCACAAUCCUGGUCAAAGUGCACGAUGCAUUUCGAUUGAAGAACAAACUCUUCAGAGAAUGCCUGGCAGAGUUUCUGGGGGUCAGCAUCUUGAUUCUGUUUGGAUGUGGAGCUGUAGCGCAGAUGGUCGUCAGUCACACGACACGAGGUGAAUUCCUGUCGGUCAAUCUCGGCUUCGGACUCGGGGCAACAUUCGGAAUUUACAUUUCCGGAGGGAUCUCAGGGGGUCACCUGAAUCCAGCUGUGUCUUUCAGCCUGUGCCUCCUUGGGCGGUUCCAAUGGAAGAAGUUGCCGUUUUACAUGUUCUUUCAGACCCUGGGGGGGUUUGUCGGGGCUGCAGUUGUCUACGGGGUACAUCACGAUGGGAUCCAUGCCGUUAACAACGGGACUUUGUCUGUCACCGGGCCACGUGCCACAGCCUUCAUUUUCGGCACCUACCCUGCACCGUUCCUCACCCUUCCCAAUGGCUUUAUUGACCAGUUGAUUGGCACCGGCACCCUCCUCCUGUGCAUCUUCGCGGUGGUGGACUCCCAGAACUACGGCGCUCCCAAGAUCCUUCAGCCCAUCUUCAUCGGCCUAUCCGUGGUGGCCAUUGGAAUGUCCAUGGGCUCCAACUCCGGUUACGCCAUCAAUCCCGCCCGAGACUUCGGGCCGCGUCUGCUCACCCUGGCAGCGGGAUGGGGCACCGAAGUCUUCACGGCCGGGAACGGUUGGUGGUGGAUCCCCAUUGUGGCGCCCAUGGUGGGCGCAGUGCUGGGGGCCCUGGUCUACGAGUUGCUGGUGGAGCUGCACCACCUGGAGGCCAAGUCGGGUGCCGCCGACUACGCCGCUGAGGAGACGCUGAAGGGGACGGCUGCCGGGGGCAAGGACGGCCCGGCCGUGCGGAGGGACAAGGCCGGAGCGGAUGACCAGUUCGUCAUGGCGAUGUGAACGGGAAGGUGGGGGGGGGGCGGAGGGUGGGGAAGGUCUACUCUCCCUCCAUCUUCACCCCCAACGUUACCUCCCCCCCCCCCCCCCGGAAUCCCUCCCAGGGAUGGAUGGGUGGGGGGAUGCGCUGGGGAUGUGAGCGAACAGAUACCAGAGAACUCCCGUCGCCGGGGUCAGGUGGUCAGCAUCACCCUCCCUCCCUCCCCCCCCAAUUUCUGUCCACACCUCCCCCACCCCAACCACUUUCUGACCCAACCCCGUCCGUCCACUAAAUGCGCCCCUCCCCCCAACACCAGCGUGGCCCAUUCCAUCCAAGGGUUCACACCCCCUCCCAGCCACUACACCCCCUCCCUAUCUCUGUCACCCCCUCCAGCCCCUACACCCCUCCCUAUCUCUGUUACCCCCCUCCAGCCCCUACACCCCCUCCCUAUCUCUGUCACCCCCCCAGCCCCCUACACCCCCUCCCUAUCUCUGUCACCCCCUACACCCUCUCCCUAUCUCUGUUUCCUUCUACACCCCCUCCCUAUCUCUGUCACCCCCUCCAGCCCCAACACCCCCUCCCUAUCUCUGUCACCCCCUCCAGCCCCCUACACCCCCUCCCUAUCUCUGUCACCCACUCCAGCCCCACUCCCACCACAUCUCCCCCUCGGCCCAACCCAAGCCACGAUCCUUGACCCUAGCACAGUGCACUCUGACCCUUGACCCGGGGCACUGCGGACACCCCACCCCGACGCUUGAAGCUGGUACAAAGUGGAGGUGGGGGGGGGGGGGGGGGCGCCCUGACCUGGCAACAAUGGGGUCGGCACCCAUCACCCUCUCUACUUACACCCCCCCACACAGCUCCCUCACUGAGCUCUGAGGCCUGGUUGCCGAAGCCUGGCACACUAGGCCUCAGCCUGCCCGUUGCCCGGGGAAACCACCUCCGCCCACUCUCACCUCCGAGUGCGGAGGCACCAGGAAUCGUACUUUAGCCGCCGGUCAGCAACCGGCAGCGACUGGUUUGAUUCUCUGCUGGGAGAUAACCCCUCUGCAGGAGAAUGCUGGGGAGAGGGGGGGGGAGACAGGAGAGAGUUCCAUGUCUGUGUCUUACCUCGCCCUCCCAUUCCCCCCCGUUCUCUACUUGCACCCUCCAGCGCUUGUAUCAUACGCAUUUCCAAUGCUGCUUCUCUGAUUGUGUACUGAAACGUGAGAUUAAAUUCGGGAAUAUUUAAAGGAAAA